AUGGGGACUGGGAGCCACUGCCUUGCUCUGCUCCUGCUCUUUCUCCCCGCAGAGUGCCUGGGAGCAGAGGGCAGACUGGCUCACAAGCUGUUUCGUGAUCUGUUUGCCAACUACACAAGUGCCUUGAGACCCGUGGCAGACACAGACCAGACUCUGAAUGUGACCCUGGAGGUGACACUGUCUCAGAUCAUUGAUAUGGAUGAACGGAACCAGGUGCUGACCUUGUACCUGUGGAUCCGGCAGGAGUGGACAGACGCCUACCUACACUGGGACCCCAAAGCCUAUGGUGACUUGGAUGCCAUCCGCAUUCCCAGCAGUCUCGUGUGGCGACCAGACAUUGUACUCUACAACAAGGCGGAUACCCAGGCACCAGCCUCAGCCAGCACCAAUGUGGUUGUGCGGCACGACGGCGCCGUGCGCUGGGAUGCACCGGCCAUCACACGCAGCUCGUGCCGUGUGGACGUGUCUGCCUUCCCAUUUGACGCGCAACGCUGCGGCCUGACCUUCGGCUCAUGGACGCACGGCGGGCACCAGCUGGACGUAAGACCUCGGGGCACCUCCGCCAGUUUGGCGGACUUCGUGGAGAACGUUGAGUGGCGUGUGCUGGGCAUGCCCGCGCGCAGGCGGGUGCUCACCUAUGGCUGCUGCUCUGAGCCCUACCCAGACGUUACCUUCACGCUGCUGCUGCGCCGCCGCGCCGCCGCCUACGUGUGCAACUUGCUGCUGCCCUGUGUGUUCAUCUCCCUGCUGGCGCCACUGGCCUUCCACCUGCCUGCUGACUCCGGGGAGAAAGUGUCUCUGGGCGUCACCGUGCUCCUGGCACUCACCGUCUUCCAGCUGAUCCUGGCCGAGAGCAUGCCGCCUGCAGAGAGCGUGCCGCUCAUCGGAAAGUACUACAUGGCCACUAUGACCAUGGUCACAUUCUCCACAGCACUCACAAUCCUCAUGAUGAAUCUGCAUUACUGUGGCCCUAGUGCACAUCCAGUGCCUGCCUGGGCUCGGGUCCUCCUGUUGGGACACCUAGCCAAAGGCCUGUGUGUGCGGGAGCGAGGGGAGCCCUGUGGGCAGUCCAGACCACUAGAGUUGGCGGCCCCCAGCCUCCAGCCUCCAGCCGGUCCCCCAGCGGGCCCUUGUCAUGAGCCACGGUGUCUGUGCCGCCAAGAAGCCCUUCUGCAUCACGUAGCUUCCAUUGCCAGCACCUUCCGCAGCCACCGGGCUGCCCAGCGCCGCCGUGAAGACUGGAAGCGCCUGGCUCGAGUGAUGGAUCGCUUUUUCCUAGGCAUCUUCUUCUGCAUGGCUCUGGUCAUGAGCCUCCUGGUACUGGUGCAAGCCCUGUGAAGGCCAGGAACUGGAUC
Messenger RNA from Acomys russatus (golden spiny mouse), 1355 nucleotides. It is a transcript of the gene Chrna10, whose product is annotated as cholinergic receptor nicotinic alpha 10 subunit. Gene Ontology annotation, molecular function: transmembrane signaling receptor activity; acetylcholine-gated monoatomic cation-selective channel activity. Gene Ontology annotation, cellular component: synapse; postsynaptic membrane; neuron projection. The record is from RefSeq and is a predicted model, not a curated record. The transcript has 5 exons. Gene Ontology annotation, biological process: chemical synaptic transmission; nervous system process; signal transduction. Lineage: Eukaryota; Metazoa; Chordata; Mammalia; Rodentia; Muridae. The coding region runs from base 1 to 1338 and encodes 445 amino acids.